AUGAGAGCAGCUGCACCGGCGGCGCUCCGCCGAGCUAUGUUCUUUUACCUCCUCUUGGCGGCGACUCUGAACUGCAGUCUCGAAGGGCGGGGAGCCCAUGCGCAGACUCUCCCCAAGGAGGAAAGUGAGUAAUAACGACGAGCGCCCUCCUCCGCUCUGCUCCCACUCGCCAUGGAAUCGCCAGGAGCUGCUCGCUCCGUUCUCAGCUUUGCUCGUCUUCUCGAGCGUGGGGGUUGGGUUGGCGACCAUCGCUCAGUUUUUUCCGUCACGAAAUAUUUAUUUUCUCGGCUCCUCAUCGAGUAAGAAAAUUGCGUCAGCAAUCCGAAUUUUUUUCGAAAGUGUUCGGAUAUAGAACCAUCUUCGACCUCGCUUCCGUAGCAAGAUAUUAUUAGCAAUAAUGCCGAUAUAAGGAUUUUAUUUAUAGAAUAUGUAUAAAUAUAACAUUAUGAUAUAUUUUUCAUUUUCCGUAACAGGUUCAUUUCUCUCUCUCUCACUCUCUCACUCUCUCUCUCCCUACGUUAUAUAUAUAUAUAUAUCCUUAUUUUGUUCUUAUUUCGAGUUCUAACUCUACCCGGUGGGCAUCGCGCGGGAACGUUCAGUCGAGGCGCUCAAGCAAAUCGCUUCAAAGCUGAAGAUUCCGGAGACGCUGUGGAACUUCAGCUUAAAUCCUUGCACUCAGUGGAUUAAGAUAAACGAAUCCUUCUUCAACCACCACGUCUACUGCCAGGAAAUCACCCCGACCGCGACGAACGCGACCACGAACACCACCUGGCAUGUCGUCAGCAUGUAUGCCCCUGCCGCUGUCCCCGCCAGUGUAGUAUUCCCCUUAUGUUGUCUCGUCGAUCGCGACGCCGACUGAUUCGUUGUUGUCUGAACGAAAUGGUGUUCAGCGAAAUCAAGGCGGCUGAUCUGGCUGGAGUGCUGCCGGAGGAGUUCGGCAAGCUCAGUUACCUAUCCUUUCUGUACGUUCCCGUACCUAAAGUCUUGUGUUUCCCCAUUCUUUCUUUUAAACUUUGGCGAACCUAACAUCUCCGCGCUCCAUACCUGCCGGAACUUUUCGUAUCCUCUGGACUGGCGGAACUGAGCAGUGACCUCUCUCGGAACUACAUCAGCGGCUCCAUACCUGCCGCAAAUUGGACUUCUCUUCCUCUGAAAAACAUGUAAAUCACCACCAUUCCGAUCCCUACAUCCCCGUCAAUGCAAAUUCGAUUUCUCUAUUCUGUGGUUUAGAUGGUGGUGUACCUAACCAAGGGCUUUGUUGUGUACCACUGCAGAAACGUCCUGGCAAACCGUAUCUCGGGUACGAUUCCUGAGGAGAUUGGGAACAUUAAAACGCUUGAAUCACUGUAAUGCCUCCAUAUCCUGUUGGAAAAAAGACAUUUUCCCAACAAACCGGCAUUGUUUAUUAAAAACAGUUGACAAUCGACAAGUUUUAUUUCUAAUUAAGCCUUUCUUUGAAGUUUCCUGGAGAGCAAUAUGAUGCAAGGGCCUCUUCCUCGUAGCCUUGGAAGUUUGUCCAACUUAAAAAGACUGUAAGACUCUAGUCCAUGCUACGUUGUUCUUCGGUGAUUAAUUGUCGUCCUUUACGUCAAUCAAAGAAAUCAGAGGAAAAUGUUUGUCCAAAUUAUGUGACUAGUUAAAGAAAAUGACGGUGCAUCAAAUAAUUUCAGCCUUCUUUCUUGCAACAACUUUUCCGGUGAGCUUCCAGAAACACUGGGUAACCUGAAGAACUUGACAGACAUGUACGGUUCCUACGCUGAUAUUUGUAAGAAUCUUUGAUGAGAUUAAUAAUUCGCUUAGUAUGAAUAAUCGGUGCCGGAUAAUGUUUUCAGUCGGCUGGAUGGAACCGAGAUAUCUGGGAAGAUACCAAGCUUCAUAGGAAACUGGACGCAACUACAAAGACUGUAAGCUCAGCUGUUGUUAUUUAUCUUUUCCCACCCUAUCAAUAUGAAAAUGAUGCUUUUACUGCAUGGAAUUCUCAUGAGAUGUACGUUUUCUAAGGUUGCAGCGACAUGCAAGGAACAUCCUUGGAGGGUCCCUUUCCACCCGAGUUCUCAUCAUUCCAGGCCAUAAUGGAGUUGUAAGUCUGGCUUUACUCUGUUUCCGUAUUUUAGGCUGUUGUCUUUGUUAGGACACUACUGAUAAUAGUUAUGUUGGCUUUCCUUUUUAGGAGAGUCUCUGACCUGAAAAAUACGGGCGGUAGCUUCCCUCCCCUUGAGAAACUGAUAAGUUUAAAAGAAUUGUAAGACUGCGAAUGACAUUUAUUCACCCGCAUGAAUAUAUUUUUGACAAUUUGUUGAUACAUUUUUCUAUGUAAACACUAUCAGGGUCCUCCGAAAUUGCUCAAUAUCUGGCAGCAUCCCGGGUUACAUUGGCUUAUUUACUCAACUGCAAAUCCUGUAAGUUCCUUAUGCACGAAUGUUUUCGUAAUCUGUUGUUGAAGCGGUAAUGAUGUUUGAAUUUGACACGUUUUUGAGACGUUUUAGGCUAAAAGUCAGUUUCUAUGAUGCCUUCAACAGGCGGAGGCAUGUUGCAUCUUUGUAUUAGUUUAGACCAUCUGCAUGUGAUCGGUAUGGUUAUGUCAGAGUUUUGCAGGGUCUAGGGGAGCUGCCCCAGAUACCUCUGGACAACAUCGUAUGGUGUAAACUCUUAAUUUGACGUCAUUCAUGAGCCUGCGUUUUAGUAUGAUCUUCUUUUUCGGGUCUUUUUAUUUCCCAAACGAAGCAUAUCAAUCGAGACAGGUUCAGAUAUUUGAUUCAGGUCUCCUUGUCUGAUGAUAGUACGUAUAUGGCCAUUGAUGUUCGCAGUUCCAGUUGGUGUUCCCGGAGGUCUUCAAUUUCCCUCUGUACCACAGAGGGAAAGAAACUGUAGCCGAGAACUCUAGACAUAUCCUAUACCAGCAAAUAGGUGGGAGCCACUGGCUACUAAAGAUAUAGGAAAUUGUUUCAUAUCGCACUCACUCUGGGGAGUAAUUACGUUAAUAAAUGAGAAUGUGGUGGUUAAUGCAUAGUGAUAUCGACCUUGGGAGUAUUCCAUGCUAUGUACUCUGAAUAGAUCCUUAAAAGGUACAACUUUACAUAAAAGUUGAAAAUUUGUUGACGUCAUCUUACUUUACAUGUUUGCUCCGGCACCAAUGAUGUUCCUGCAGCCUUUUUUCUCGCUCUCGUAAUUGCUAGAUUAUCAUCAAUAUGGGUUUUAUCAUUUGGAUCUUAAAAGGAGGACUCGUACUUUGAUAGUCAUAUUUGCUGGUCAUAGGGAGAACAAUUAUUUGUCUCCGCUUUUGCACAUUUUUUGAUGGACUUGUGCUGCAGAGAUCUGAGCUUUAAUAAUUUGACGGGUGAAAUACCAAAAAGCUUUGAGAAUCUUGGACGCUUAACCACUAUGUAAGUGCCUGCAGAUUCGAUUCAGUCAAUGAUUCAGCUUAAUAUGCUGGUGGGAAAGUCAGAAGAUUUAUACCGUUUCUGUUGAAGGAACGUUUUCACGAUAAUUUUAUUGUAUUCUGCACUUUGUUUGAUUUGCAUAAUCAGGUAUCUUACAAGCAACAAACUUACUGGAUCAAUACCCGAAUGGAUUAAGAGCACCAGGAAGAAUAUGUACGUUUGUCUUCCAGGCAAUAUUUUGCAUUUUAUGUCCCAGUGAAUUUUUUGUUGUGUAUGAAUCAUCAUCAUAACACAACGUUUAAAUGUCAGGGAUAUUUCUUACAAUACAUUCACCGAUCUUUCAUCUGCACCACCUAACUGUGAGCAAGAAUCACGGUAAGCAUGCUUUUUGUCUGUCGCACCUGUUGCUUUUAAUUAUUGUGUCUGGAAUUAAACUAUGUUUACCUAACUUGCAGGAACUACGUUGCCAGCUUUUCAUCGACCACAAGUGAUUCGUAGGUUUCUGACAUUGUUGAAGUCUAUAUUAUACUAUGGGUAUCUCAAAAGUGUCUAAAUGAUUCACUCUCUCUGUUCAACCUUUGCAGGAUAGCGUCGUGUUUAAAAAAGGACCUCCCCUGUGAUGGCACACCUAAAAGUGGGUAUAAAUCUCCUUUCUACGAGACAGCUUCUGUACCUUUUCAGUUUGAUUUUUUUUCUUUUGCAUGGUUGGAGGAGAACAACCCUAUGAUUUGAAACUCUGACAUACGAACAUGACGUUCUCUUGAUUAAUUUUUUAUUUGGCUUUUCGGAAUUUCUGCAGACUAUAACCUUUUCAUAAAUUGUGGAGGUGAAAGUGUGAUUGUUGAUGGCAAUGAGUAUGAACGUGACACAUCAUUGGAAGGCAAAUCCAAGUAUUUUCUUUCUAGCAGUCGAAAGUGGGCUUACAGCAGUACAGGAUACUUUAUUUGGGCACCAGACGCACCAUUUGUAGAAGAAAAUGCAUCAUUAUUCACAAUGCCCAAUACAGAAUUGUACAAAACCGCUCGUUUGAAUCCUCUUUCUCUCAAAUACUAUGGUCUGUGCUUGCAGCCCGGAAAUUAUACAGUCAAACUGCACUUUGCUGAAAUAGUAUUCACUCCUCCCCCAACAUUUGGCAGUCUUGGAAGGCGUGUGUUUGAUGUAUCCAUCCAGGUGAUUUGGAUUCUUUGGACUAACAAUCCUUAUGAAUGCACAUAGUUUUUUACUAUUCCUCUUUUCGAUCACUUUAAGACGAUCAUUCCUAAUUAUUUCGUCCCACAAUAUCAUUCUCUAGCGUGGUUUGGUGUCACAUAUGCUGAUUCUUAUCCGAGCUUCGUUCAUACAUACGGUUGUCAUUGAAGACCUCUUCGUAGCUUGGAUACAUGACAUCAUUUCUUGAAAACGAGAAAUCAUCUUUCUAACACUUCAAAAAUUAAUUCAUUGGUAUUCAGUUAUUCCCUUUUCCGGUUCAUGUGUCUUUUUUUUAGCACUUUUGCAUUCUUGUAUGUUGAUCCAGCUGACAAAACUCUCACCAUUGAACCAGGGGAAACAGGUGUUAAGAGACUUUAACAUCGUAGCAGCGGCCAAUGGAACUGGUAAGGGAGUUAUUAGGAAUUUUACUGCCCUUGUCGAGGUUGGCACAUUGGAGAUCCAUUUCGUGUGGUCUGGCAAAGGGACUAAUUCAAUUCCGGAUAGAAGUUUAUAUGGGCCACUCAUAUCAGCGAUUUCAGUAACUCCAAGUAUGUAUAUGGAGAUAAUUCAGCGUCCCUUAUUAGCUACAUGAUUAUUUGAUUUUUUCCUUUUAUUUUCAUUGUAGAUUUCACACCUCGUGUGUUUAA
Spirodela intermedia is the source of this 5215-nucleotide messenger RNA. Lineage: Eukaryota; Viridiplantae; Streptophyta; Magnoliopsida; Alismatales; Araceae. The record is from the annotation of a GenBank genome assembly.